AUUCGUGAAUAUUAAUAGCUGUGACGAUGUAACCAAUCACAGUACAUCCGGGUAAGCACACGGCACUGAAAUAAUUGUGUCUAGCAACCUUCAAAGUGAAUCAACGCCUAUUUAGAGGGCCUGUUACUUUGGCCAGCUGCCAUCACUUUGCUGAUAAAACGCAGAUCCAGACAGCAUUUUUAUGACUUUAUCGAGUCAAAACGAGCCCUUGGUGUGGCACUCAGAAACCAUUGAGUCAAGAUUAUUGGCACAUAGAAGCGACACCACUUCCAACGCGUAUAUGAAGUUCACAGUCCCCCAGGAACAUCUGAGUAAAGUUGACAGCAGUAUUCAUAGGAAACGUAGACCAAUAUAUAUAAACACUCGGCAACCAUGUCUUUCAACAUUGACAGAAGCAACACAGAUCCAUUCUACCGCUAUAAGAUGCCUCGGCUCAUAGCUAAGGUAGAGGGAAAAGGUAAUGGCAUAAAAACUGUGAUUGUCAAUAUGACAGAUGUGGCUAAAGCAUUAUCCAGGCCUCCUACCUAUCCUACCAAGUUUUUUGGCUGUGAACUGGGUGCUCAAACCCAGUUUGACUCUAAAAAUGACCGCUACAUUGUGAAUGGCUCACAUACUGAUGAAAAAUUGCAAACUUUGCUGGAUGGGUUUAUUAAAAAAUUUGUCCUCUGCCCAGAGUGUUCAAAUCCAGAAACUAACCUUGUUGUACAAGUGAAACGUGGAUCUAUUCUUCAGAGAUGUAUUGCCUGUGGAUACAAUGGCUCAGUAGAUAUGAGACACAAGCUCACUACUUUCAUUCUUAAAAAUCCUCCUGACCAGGAUCCUAAUGCUGCUACACCAAAUAAAGGAAAAAAGGGCAAAAGAGAGAAAGGUGGUAAGGAGGAUGAAAAGGAUGGUGUCAGCCCAGAUGCAACCCCAACAACAGCACAAGAGCAAAUGGCUGCAAUGAGAGAAUCAGGAAACAUGAUGAGCCUUCCUCCUACAAAACAGAAAGGAGAUGAAGAUGAUGAGGAUUGGGGUGAUGAGUUUACUGAAGAAGCUAUUAAGCAAAGAAUGGAACAGCUAUCGGAUGCUGCAAAAGGGCUUGCCUUUACUGAUGACCUGGAAAAGCCUGCUGAAGAAAGAUUAAACAUUAUUUAUGAAUUGAUCAAAAUUAAACGUGAUGAUGACGAAUUGACUAAACCAGCUGCUAUUAAAGAAGUUUUUUCUGAAGCUGAAAGAUUGGAGGUCAAAGAUAAAGUACCCUUGGUGCUUGUAGAAUUGCUUCUUAAUGAGAAGGCAAUAACACAGCUCCAAAAAUAUAAAGGACUUUUUUUAAGGUUUUGUGUUCAAAAUCAAAAAGCCCAGAAAGCACUUUUAGGUGGACUUGAAAUACUAAUUGCUAAAGAGUACCCUGACUUGAUGACAAAGACUAGUCACAUUUUGAAAGUUUUGUAUGAUCUGGACAUUUUAGAAGAAGCUGUAAUUUUGGAGUGGGGUAAAAAGCCAACAAAAAAGUAUGUUAGCAAGGAAGAAAGUACUCAGAUAUUGAAAGAAGCCCAAGUAUUUGUCAAGUGGCUAGAAGAAGCUGAAGAAGAGACUGAUGAUGAUGAUGAAGAAGAGGAGGGAGAUGUUGAGAUAAUUUAUUCUACCACCCAAAAAGUUGGUGAAGUUACUGUAGAGCCUACUCCUGCUCCAGCUGUCAAUGGGGGUAAAAAACCAGUUAAUGCUGCUGCCGAAGAAGAUGAUGAAGAUGAUAUUGACAUAGAUGAUAUUUAAACAAGUGAUUUAGCUUUUGGACUUUACUAUUAUAUACAUGGGCUGGCAUAAUCUUUAGUUUGGUGGUUCUUUGUAUCAUCUGUAUGAGGUUGUGACUGGCCACAAAUUUAUAAUUUUAAAUUGAAAAUUUAUAGCUUUCAUUGAUAAAGCAAAAACCUGUGAGAUAAUUGGUAAAGAUUUUUGAGUAUAGACAUUCUAAUACAAUUUUUCCCUCUAUUUUGAUAGAUGCAAAAAUUAUUUUAGAGUACUUAAAUGUUUUCUUUUUAUUUAUUUCAUUGGUAAAAUGUUUCUGCAUCUUCAUUUUAAUAUGAUACACUUAAUUUCCUUUCUGGAAAGGUAGGGUGUAAUUCUCCUGGAAAUCAUUUUAAUGAUGCAAUGUUUUCUUCUCAAAUUGGAUCAAAAUACUUGAUUUUUCAUUUGAAUAUUGUAGUCAUAAUCAUAAGCGGCCAUUAAUUUUGUUGUUUCCUUUUGCAAAGUUUAGCAUUUCAUAAAUAUUGUUAAUAUUUUACUAUUUGACAUUGCUAAAGUAUCUUAAAUUUAUCAGUUUUGUUUAGAAUUUAGUGAACUUUUCAGCAACAUAUACAUGUUCCACCUAUAUUUAACAUCCAGCAAACAAGCAAUGCAAAUAAUCUGGAUCAUCCCAAAAUAUACAUGUCAAGUUUUUUCAUCACUACUUGACUGUCAGCAAAACAUUUAUUAAAACUUAAAAAUGAAUAACUGCUGUUCUUGUUUUCUGGAUUCCGAUGUUUAAGUAAUCUUGUUGCUAAUUCCUUUGUUUGCAGCAAAAUUAAAUUGCUUUGAUUUCAUCUCAUCCUUUUUGUGGUUUGAUUGGUUUUAUUUGGGAAAGUUUCUUAAGUCAUACAAAAUGAAAAAAAAGAAAAAAAAAAGCAACCCUUACUGAAUCAUACUUGAUAGUCAUUGGAUGUUAUAACAUGAUAAAUAUAUGUACUAGCUUUACAGAUGUUGCAUUUUGAAAACUGCGCUUGUGUAGUAUCUGUAAGUGAAUACGUGUCAAGUGUUUAAACAGCAGUUUACCUUAAGCUGGAACCAAUAAAUUUAUAAAAACAUU
This is a messenger RNA of Physella acuta, 2824 nucleotides long. Its product is annotated as eukaryotic translation initiation factor 5. The record is from RefSeq and is a predicted model, not a curated record. Gene Ontology annotation, biological process: translational initiation; formation of cytoplasmic translation initiation complex. Gene Ontology annotation, molecular function: translation initiation factor activity; eukaryotic initiation factor eIF2 binding; GDP-dissociation inhibitor activity. Gene Ontology annotation, cellular component: cytosol. Lineage: Eukaryota; Metazoa; Mollusca; Gastropoda; Physidae.